Microdochium trichocladiopsis is the source of this 1332-nucleotide messenger RNA. Its product is annotated as fungal-specific transcription factor domain-containing protein. The record is from RefSeq and is a predicted model, not a curated record. Gene Ontology annotation, molecular function: DNA-binding transcription factor activity; transcription cis-regulatory region binding. Gene Ontology annotation, biological process: positive regulation of transcription by RNA polymerase II. Lineage: Eukaryota; Fungi; Ascomycota; Sordariomycetes; Xylariales; Microdochiaceae. Gene Ontology annotation, cellular component: nucleus. Bases 1 to 1332 code for a protein of 443 amino acids. The transcript has a single exon.
AUGCCGACCUCGGCACCCUCGCAGAACCCAUACCUGCGCCUAUAUCUACCCAUGGCGCUUGAGGAGCCCUCCACGGCAGCCAAAAAGUGCCUCUUGCAGGGCAUUCUCGCCGUGGCCGCAUACAACAAGGCGGAGCUGUCCACCAGCGAUCGGCGCACCUACCUGCGUCAAGCAGCAGAGUUUAAGAACCAGGCCGCCGAGAUGCUGAGGGACAUUGUCCUGGGGGGCAAUGACUCGCGCCCCUCGACUGCUGCUGGCGCUUCUGUCGCUCUAGGGGAUGACACCGACAAGCAGGCGCUCCUCGCGGCCGCGCUGACCAUGACGACCGUCGAGGUCUUCAGCGGAGAAGACCAGGGCAAGGGCUACGAGAGCCUGCUGCUCGGCAAGCGCAUCAUCCGGCUGACGGGCGGGCUCGGCUGGUGGCUCCAGGACGGCCCGCGGAUGACGCUGCUCCAGAUCUUCCGGUGCCUCGAGAUUGUGGCCCACACGUCGGGCUGGCUGUGCGUGUCACGGUCCUCGAUGCUGUCGGAAGAAGACGUCUCCGACGCCACCAGCACGUCUUCGUCCUCGGACAGCACGGCCGAGAUGGAGAGCCUGGCGAUGGCGCCCUCGCCCACGCACCAGUACACACUAGACGUGUCCUUUGGUGUGGCGAUGAAGACCCUGCGAUGCCUCAACCAGAUCAUUGAGCUCUCGUCCCUGAAAUCCAACGGCAGUGCAGGCGAAUGGCGCGACACCGAGUCCGCCCAGAAAGUCGAGCGGCUGGAGGAGGAGCUCUUUGACUCGCUGGACGACCCGGACGCCUUUAGCGGCCACCAGGAGGCCCCCGGCGGCAGCAGCGCCAUCCAGGAGGGCAUCUCAAGCUACAUCAGCGAGGAGAUCAAGGAGAACCACGUGUGGGCGUUCCACUACGCCACCGCCAUCUUCUUCCGCCGCGCAAUGUGCGACGGCAGGGCCAGCGACACGGUCAACCCGCGAUCGACGGACCGGCCCACGGGCCAGGAGCUCGUGUCCAAGGCGCUAGAGCACCUGGAGAACGUGGACGCGCUGUCCAGCGACAUUGCCGUCGCCAACACGCUGUGGCCGGGCUUCGUCGCGGCCGUCGAGGCGGUAGACAUGGACCUGCGGCACCGGGCGCUCAUCUGGUUCGCGCGGGCGCGCCGCCACGGGAUCGGCAACAUCGCCAAGGCGAAGGCCCUCGUCAUGGAGGUCUGGCGGCGGGUGGACCGUAGCGGCCACUCGGAUCCGUCGAGCGGGCGGCGCGGGGAGCUGGGACACGUGGACUGGAGGGACGUGAUGCGCGAGAAGGGCAUGUACAUCAUGUUGACAUGA